Molecule: messenger RNA, 1815 nt
Organism: Chaetomium globosum CBS 148.51
Lineage: Eukaryota; Fungi; Ascomycota; Sordariomycetes; Sordariales; Chaetomiaceae
Exons: 2
Coding region: 1-1815 (604 amino acids)
Biological process (GO): protein import into nucleus; RNA export from nucleus
Cellular component (GO): nuclear pore; nuclear pore central transport channel
Molecular function (GO): phospholipid binding; structural constituent of nuclear pore
Source: RefSeq, a predicted model, not a curated record
AUGUCCUUAACAUUCGGCACACCUGCGUCGAGCGCAACUUCGGGCCAGGCGACCACAUCCACAGCUCCAGCUUCCGGCGGCUUGUUCGGUGGUGCAACUGGCUCAACGUCAUCGUCUUUCGGAAUUCCCAAACCCGGAGCCAGCGGAACAAGCACACCCUCAACGGGAAGCGGUUUGUUUGGAGGGGCAGGAGCGACGGCCGGUCAGACAGGAGGCUUGUUUGGCAACGCGGGCGGCACAACCACGCCGUCAACGGCGGCGCCUGCCUCGGGCAUGUUGUUAUUUGGUCAGACCACAGGAGCCUCGGCUGGGGGCAGUACUCUGUUUGGCGGUACCAAGGCCCCAGGGAACGUGUUUGGAAAUACUUCGACCCCAGCGUCUGGGACCGCGACUCCGACAGGCACGCCCAGCCUCUUAGGCAAUAAUAAGCCUACCACAACGACUGCUGCCCCAGCAUCAGGCACUCAGGGCGCUACAGCCAGUGGCCUCUUUGGGGCCGGGGCUUCUACGACUCCUUCAGGCGCUACUCCGACGACCGGGGGAUUGUUCGGCAACACUGGUGGUGCACCGAUAUUUGGUUCAGCUACCCCCACCUCUGGAGCGGCCGGCACCCAGGCGACUCCCGCGAAACCGAUGUUUGGGGGUCUUGGCUCAACCACACCGGCCGGCGCACCUCCGGCCGACACCAAGCCCGCCGCGAAUCUGUUUGGUGGUGGCCUUGGGGCUAAACCAGCGGCUCCCGCGGCCGGCACUGGGAACCUCUUCGGCCAAAGCACAACCCCUGCUCCCGGCGCUGCACAAUCGCAACCCAGCAGCACGCCGGCCACCAGCGCGGGAGGCCUGUUUGGGGCCAAGCCUGCCCAAGCACCUGCUACGGGGGGCACGCCAUCACUGUUUGGCGGCGCCCAGACUAGCGCCGCCGCAUCUGGAGCCAGCACUCCUGCGACGGCCACACCGGCGGGUGGUCUGUUUGGGAAGACGCCCGCAACGACCGCCGCAGCGACCACCUCGGCUACCCCCGCGGCUGCCAGUACCUUGCUUGCUAAGCCGGCCACCACUACUACGUCGACAGCUACUCCAGCCCCCGCUGCCGCCGGAAGCCUAUUUGGUGGUGCUAAGGCCGCUGGUACUACGGCCACGCCGGCGCAGGAUGCUGCUAAGACCAGCACCGCCGCCGGGCUUUCGGCGUCGACCAUGGGCCCCGCCUCCCAGCUCCCCCGGCUGAAGAACAAGACGAUGGAUGAGAUCAUCACGCGGUGGGCAACGGACCUGUCCAAGUACCAAAAGGAGUUCAAGGAUCAGGCCUCCAAGGUGGCCGAGUGGGACCGCAUGCUGGUGGAGAAUGGUGAGAAGAUCCAGAAGCUGUACACGAGCACCUACGAGGCGGAACGUGCGAACGCCGAGAUCGACCGCCAGCUCAGUAACGUCGAGAGCCAGCAGGACGAGCUCGGCGCGUGGCUGGACCGCUACGAGGCGGACCUGAACGAGCUGUUCGCCAAGGGUCCCGGCGCCGGCGGCGCGGUCAGCGAGCAGGCCGCCGGGCCCGACCAGGAGCGCGAGCGCACGUACAAGCUCGCCGAGAAGCUGACGGACCGUCUGGACGACAUGGGCAAGGACCUCACCAAGAUGAUCAAGGAGAUCAAUGACAUGUCGGGCGCCCUCAGCAAGGGCAGCAAGCCUGAUGAUCCGUUGACGCAGAUUGUCCGCGUCCUCAACGGGCACCUGUCCCAGCUGCAGUGGAUCGAACAGCAACGCGGCGGCGUUGCAGGCCAAGGUGGCGGCGGCGCAGAAGGCGAGCGGCAACAUGGGCACUAA